Naegleria lovaniensis is the source of this 3114-nucleotide messenger RNA. RefSeq lists its product as uncharacterized. The transcript has a single exon. Gene Ontology annotation, molecular function: glycine dehydrogenase (decarboxylating) activity; pyridoxal phosphate binding; glycine binding. Gene Ontology annotation, biological process: glycine decarboxylation via glycine cleavage system. The coding region runs from base 1 to 3114 and encodes 1037 amino acids. The record is from RefSeq and is a predicted model, not a curated record. NCBI's taxonomy places the organism in Eukaryota, Heterolobosea, Eutetramitea, Acrasida, Naegleriidae. Gene Ontology annotation, cellular component: glycine cleavage complex; mitochondrion.
AUGAUUCGAAGAACCAGUAAUAAAUUGUUAACAAAAUCCGUUAGCAACAACAAGUGUACUCAAAAGGCUGUUUUUGCAUCCACUUCUGCCUGCAACAAGAAAAUUGGUACUAACAACAGCUCCGUAUUGAGUGUGGCUUCAUCAUCUCUGUCCAAUAAGAAAGCCUUUUCGAGCUCACUUGCAUCAUCUCAGCAACCACAAUCUCUUGCAUCGUUGGAUACCUAUUCAAACAGACAUAAUGAACAAGAACAUAACCAACAUAUCCAAUCCAUGUUGAAGGAGAUUGGCUUUUCAUCAUUGGAUGAAAUGGUUGAAGCCAUCAUUCCAAAGAGUAUUAGAUAUCAAGAGAAGGUGGUAUUACCAUUCGAUACAGAGCAAAAUAAGACCAUUCUCAAUGGUGAGUCCGAUGUUCUCUCUGAAUUAUUCAGCUAUGCUAAACAAAAUGUCAUGAAGAAGAGUUUGAUUGGUCAAGGCUAUUACGAUAACAAAAUUCCAAACGUUAUUUUGAGAAAUGUAUUCCAAAAUCCAGGAUGGUACACUCCAUAUACUCCAUAUCAAGCUGAGAUUUCUCAAGGAAGACUCGAAUCCUUGCUCAACUAUCAAACAGUGAUUUCCGAUUUGACUGGACUUCCAAUUGCAAAUGCUUCCUUGUUAGAUGAAGGUACAGCUGCCGCAGAAGCUAUGGCUGUUUGUUAUAAUGCUCACAAGAAGGAAAUUGCUGCAUUCUUUGUUGGAUCGGAUGUUCAUCCUCAAACUCUUGCUGUAGUUCGUGCUCGUGCUGCUCCUUUGAAUAUUCAAAUUUUGGUGGGCGACCCAAUGACUUUUGAUUUUAAUGCAAAUCGUGUUUGCGGUGCUCUCAUUCAAUAUCCAAAUACUAUGGGUACAAUUAAUAAUUUUGAAAAGUGUGUAAAGGCAGUUCAUGAUACUGGUGCAUUGGUUGUGUUCGCCUCUGAUUUAUUAGCAUUGACUGUUUUGAAAUCACCUGGAGAAUUCGGAGCUGAUUUGUGUAUUGGUAGCUCACAAAGAUUUGGUGUUCCACUUGGAUUUGGAGGUCCAUCUGCUGGAUUUUUGAGUGUGAAGGAUGAAUUCAAGAGAAUUAUUCCUGGAAGAAUCAUUGGUGUCAGUAAGGAUGCUCAAGGAAAAACUGCUCUUCGUAUGGCUCUUCAAACAAGAGAACAACACAUUAGACGUGACAAGGCUACAAGUAACAUUUGUACUGCUCAAGCUCUUUUGGCAAACAUGGCUGCUAUGUAUGCUGUCUAUCACGGUCCAGAUGGAUUGAAGAAGAUUGCCAAUAGAGUUCAUGAAAUGACAGUAAUUUUGAAUAAGGGCAUUAAGAGUAUGGGAUAUACUGUUAGCUCUGGAUUGUUCUUUGAUACUUUCACUAUCACUGUUAACAACUCUGACAAAUUCUUGCAAUUUGCAGCUGAUAAGGGAUAUAACUUUAGAAAGAUUGACAACCAAACAAUUUCUCUCUCUAUUGAUGAAACCAUUACAGUGAAUCACUUGAACGACGUAUUGGCCAUCUUUGGUCAAUAUAACAACUCAAAGGUUGUUACUGUGCAAGAAAUCAUUUCAAAGGAAUCUUCUUCUGAUAGAAAUAUUAUUACACACUCUGAAUUUGCUCGUACUACUCCAUAUUUGACCCAUUCAACAUUUAACAAGUAUCACACUGAACAUGCCAUGAUGAGAUAUAUCAAGAAACUCGAAACUAAGGAUUAUUCUCUCUGCCAUGGUAUGAUUCCAUUGGGUUCUUGUACCAUGAAAUUGAAUGCCGCAAGCGUAAUGAUUCCAGUCACAUGGCCAGAAUUCUCCUCAAUUCACCCACUUGUUCCUCUUGAUCAAGCUAAGGGUUAUCUCAAAAUGAUCAAUGACUUGAGAGUAUGGUUGAGCCAACUUACUGGUUUUGAUGACUGCUCAUUGCAACCUAAUGCUGGUUCACAAGGUGAAUAUGCUGGCUUGUUAGUCAUUAUGAAAUACUUGGAAAGCAUUGGCCAAUCUCACAGACAUGUAUGCUUGAUCCCAUCCUCAGCUCACGGUACAAAUCCAGCUUCUGCUGUCAUGUGCGGUAUGAAAGUUGUGGUUGUUGAAUGUGACAAGCACGGAAACGUUGACGUCAAUGACUUGAAGUUGAAGCUUGCUGAACACAAGGAUAACGUUGCUGCUCUCAUGAUUACUUACCCAUCGACACACGGAGUCUACGAAGAGAGUAUUCAAGAAAUUUGCCACUUGGUUCAUGAGGCAGGCGCUCAAGUUUAUUUGGACGGAGCCAACAUGAAUGCUCAAGUUGCUCUCACAUCACCUGGAAAGAUUGGUGCUGACGUUUGUCACCUUAAUCUUCACAAGACAUUUGCUAUUCCACACGGUGGUGGCGGUCCAGGUGUUGGUCCAAUUUGUGUUCGUAAACACUUGGCUCCAUUCCUUCCAUCACAUCCAUCUCUUAAGGGAACAUCCUAUGACUCUUCACAAUCCGUUGGUGCUGUAUCUGCUUCUCCAUUUGGUAGUAGCAGCGUUUUGCCAAUUGUCUGGAUGUACAUUAGAAUGAUGGGUUCUGAAGGUUUGAGAACAGCCACAAGAGUAGCCAUGUUGAAUGCCAACUACUUGGCUAAGAAGUUAGCUCCAUACUAUAGAAUCUAUUAUACAGGUACAAAUGGUUUAGUAGCUCACGAAUUUAUUCUUGAUUGUAACCAAUUCAAGAAGACCACUGGAGUUGAAGCAAUUGAUAUUGCUAAGAGAUUGAUGGAUUAUGGUUUCCAUGCUCCAACCAUGUCCUUCCCAAUUGGUAACACAUUGAUGGUUGAACCAACUGAGAGUGAAGACAAGGUUGAAUUGGACAGAUUUAUUGAGGCCAUGAUUUCAAUUAGACGUGAAAUUCAAGAUAUUGAAGAUGGAAAGGCUGAUAAGGUUAACAAUGUCCUCAAGAAUGCUCCUCACACUGCUGAGGUUGUUAUUUCCAAUGAUUGGAAUCGUCCAUACCCAAGAGAGCAAGCUGCAUUCCCAACUGCUUCUACUAGAGAUAGAAAAUACUUCCCAACUGUCAGUCGUCUCAAUGAAGCAUAUGGUGAUAAGCAAGUUUGUACUUGUUUGCCAAUUGAAGAGUACAAAAAUAACUAA